ACACACACACACCCCAAAACCCAAAUGAAAACUAACCUCCAUUGUUGGAGUAACCAAAAACCUCACUUGCUGCGAAAUUGGGUGUUUAUAUUUGGCUAGAAGCCUGCUUGGGAAAAUAUUUCAACUGGGAAGGAAGAGCAAACUACACAAAACUCUUUGCAGCAUACCACCGAAGAUUUAACUUUCCCUUUCAACCAUCCAACUGCAAGAAAUUGUUUGUCAUCGCAAGCAUCCGUUUACUCUUCUGCUUUUUCCCUAGCAAAAUAACAGAGGCAGAAAUUUGAGUCUUGAAUGAAAGGGAAUUUAGAAAAUUGAUAACUGGAUGCUUGGGGAGAGAGAUAGAGAAGGGUUUUAGCUUUUUUCUUUUUUUUGGUUGCAGAAAUGGAGAGUAAUAAGAGUAGCAAUGAGAUGGUGGCGACCAAUCAAGGAAAGGUUUUCCAGAGAGGAAUCCGCAUAGAGAAUCCUUUUACUUUCAAGGUCGGUCAAGUAUUUACAGGCUUCGGCAUUGGUUGUGGUGUUGGCAUCGGUGUUGGUCGCCCCGUAAAUCUCGGUGCAAUACCAAUGAUUGGGCAAGUUAUGAGUGCAACCAGGGGUGCAACAGAUGCAUUUUCUGGUGUUAGCCGACAUGUAAAUAGUGCUUUAAGGAAGUUGGGAGCUAAUAACAUUGAAGCAGGGAUUGGAUGCGGAGUUGGUUUUGGCUAUGGUUUUGGAGUAGGCCUUGCUGUGAAGCCUUGGGUAUUGCAUCAAAUUCAAUCUUCUCUUGUACAAGCAAUGACAAAAUUGACAACCAAGUUUGGAAUGACACCUAAUUUACCCAUUGAUCAAGUUGCUCUUCCUGGAUCUUUCCAAAGUGGUAUGAGCAUGACCAGUAAACCCUCGAAUCAAAACGCCAUGGGAAGUACUGUGCCAACAGCCACAAAGAUACCAGAAAGCACUUCUCAAAUCUUGCCUGGAUAUGGAAAUGUACGUGGAAAUUCUACUGAUGACAAAUUUGUAUCAGAAGAUAAUCUGGGCAAUGCAGCUUUUGACAGUAGAACAGAGAAGGUUCUCAAUAAUUUUCUGCACAAUCCAGCUUUGAAGGAAGUGGAUUCUAACGUAAAUGAGCUAGUUGGACACUUGCAUUCUGAAAAUCGCUUGCUUCAAAUGGUGUUGAAGCAUCAGCAGAUAAUAGAGGAUCUUGUGGAGGAUAAUGAGAAGCUUCAAAGGAUACUAGUAGAAGAACUGAAAGUACCGCCAAACAAGCUAAAAGCCAGUUACUCGGGUAGAAGCAGCAGAAGUCCAUGUAUUGAUUGUUUUGAGUGCCGAAGGAAACAGAGGAGAAAAUAGAUACUUAUGGCAGGAAGUAUCUUAACGGAUUCAACCUCGGAUUUUGGGAGUUGAGCGUAAUUUUGUUACUGAACUGUGAGGGACUGAUGCUCAUGGACUAUGUAAUGAGAGUAAAGGUGAGAAGAAGAGUAUAUACACACACAUAUAUAUAUAUAUAUAUCUCGGUCCCUUUGGAAAAUUUGAGUCACCUGAUUAAAUAUAGAAUACAGAGACCUUUUGAGGAGUUUUACGCUCUUUUAAAGAAAACCUUCAGGAGUGAA
This is a messenger RNA of Carica papaya (papaya), 1586 nucleotides long. Its product is annotated as dynamin. NCBI's taxonomy places the organism in Eukaryota, Viridiplantae, Streptophyta, Magnoliopsida, Brassicales, Caricaceae. The record is from RefSeq and is a predicted model, not a curated record.